AUGGAUCAUUCGCAUAUGGAUCACAGCGGCAUAGACAUGAGCGCCCAUAGGUGCAAUAUGAAUAUGCUCUUCACCUGGAACACGCAAGACCUCUGCAUCGUCUUCCGCUGGUGGCACAUCAGCGGCACGCUCUCGCUCAUCAUCUCUCUCCUGGCAGUCGUCGCCCUUGGUGCUGCCUACGAAGCGCUGCGCUCUGCGUCGCGAAGAUACGAGACAUUCGUGAACAAGAGGCAGGAGGAGUUACCGAAUGGGCCUGUUACUGAGACAACGCCUUUCCUUUGGUCAGGACGCAACCAGGUCGAAGUUAGCAAGAGGGCACAUGUUAUCAAGGCGUUUCUGUAUGCGGUGCAGAGCUUUUAUGCAUUUAUGUUGAUGUUGCUAUUUAUGACUUAUAAUGGAUGGGUGAUGAUUGCGGUUACCGUGGGCGCUUUUGUGGGAUACCUAGUGUUUGGGAAUAGUACGAGUGCGACGAAGGAUGGAGCUUGUCAUUGA
Messenger RNA from Hyaloscypha bicolor E, 492 nucleotides. Its product is annotated as CTR2 long splice variant. The coding region runs from base 1 to 492 and encodes 163 amino acids. NCBI's taxonomy places the organism in Eukaryota, Fungi, Ascomycota, Leotiomycetes, Helotiales, Hyaloscyphaceae. Gene Ontology annotation, molecular function: copper ion transmembrane transporter activity. Gene Ontology annotation, cellular component: membrane. The record is from RefSeq and is a predicted model, not a curated record. The transcript is spliced from 4 exons. Gene Ontology annotation, biological process: copper ion transmembrane transport.